AUGUUAGAGAGCAGCCCCAUCAUACAGGAAAAUAGCCCUGUUUUCAUCAAAUUACCAUCUGAGAAUAUUCGGUUUGUAACACUAAAGCCAAAUAAUACAAUUAGUCUUGGUAAAUUUGGAUCCUUCUGCACAGACGAUUUAUUUGGAAAGACCUACGAUGAAACAUUUGAGAUUUACGAGCCUAAAAAAAUACGCGUGUUGAAAACUCGUGAAGUCCAAAGUUUGGAGGAGGAGAAUAAGACCAAUAAAGAAUUAAUGGACUGUCGUAGCAAUCAGCUCAUGAGCCAAGAUGAAAUUGAAGAGCUACGAAAGCAAAUUAAAGAAGGAGGACUUCGCGGCGAAGAAGCAAUUCGUCAAUUGACAUCUAAAAGUUUAACUUUUGAUCAAAAGACUCAGUAUGCUCAAGCCAAAUAUGUAAAUCGUAAGGGAGAAAAAUACCUUCAACAGUUUCGAGCAUUGAGACCUUGUCUUGAAACCGUGACCGAAUAUAUGCUCGAUCAUGACCAGUAUAAAAUUAUGGAGUUAACAGCUGACUGCUCCACUUACAUGAUGACAUUAGGAAAUGCUCAACCUGGAGGCAGAUAUCUUGUGGUCGACGAAACGGGCUGCCUCUUUCUGGGUUCCUUACUGGAACGCCUAGGUGGAGACUGUAAAGUUACUUUAGUCCAUCCCAAUGAGCAACCGAACAGCUCUUGCUUGGAACUUUGGGGAAAAGAGUACACAGAAGAAAGCCUUGUCGAAAAAGGAAUUCUACGGACUUUGAAUUGGUUACAAGUUAUUGGCCCAGAAGAAGCUUUGAAGGAUAUGCAUGUGGAUGAUUGUACCGAGGAAGAGCUUAAUGAAAUGAAACUUCGCCAUAAAAAGAGAUAUGAGAGUCGGAAAGCUUCCUAUGCUCGUUUACAGUCUAGUCUUGAGGAUUUUGAAAAAGGAAAUUUUGAUGCGUUAUUUGUUUUAAGCAAUCAUACACCAAUGUCAGUAUUAAAUCUGCUUCUACCUAAAAUUGGAUCCUCUCGUCCUGUACUUGUUUAUUCACCCUAUCAACAAGUGCUAGUCGAUACCCAUCACGAGUUGUUCAAGUGGUCUAACCCAUGUGAAGUAACAGAGACGAAUAACGAAGACAUAACUAACGAUGAAUCUUCUGAAAAACAUGAGUUGCAGGAUACCCAAAACGCGUGGGUUGAAAAACUUAUCAUGUUGGAUAUCCAUGAAAUCCGUACUCGUCCUUACCAAGUUCUUCCAGAACGUACUCAUCCAUUUAUGAGUAUUCGAGGAGACAUGGGAUAUGUCUUGUCUGGGCUCAAGGUACUUUCUUCCGUAUGCACCGUUGCCGCUGGCAGAUUUCCCAAACGGCAAAAGCAAGGUGCUGGAAACAAGAAAAAAGCGAACACAAGAGUAUAG
This is a messenger RNA of Schizosaccharomyces osmophilus, 1398 nucleotides long. RefSeq names its product tRNA (m1A) methyltransferase non-catalytic subunit Gcd10 (gene gcd10). The record is from RefSeq and is a predicted model, not a curated record. The coding region runs from base 1 to 1398 and encodes 465 amino acids. Lineage: Eukaryota; Fungi; Ascomycota; Schizosaccharomycetes; Schizosaccharomycetales; Schizosaccharomycetaceae. Gene Ontology annotation, biological process: tRNA methylation. The transcript has 2 exons. Gene Ontology annotation, cellular component: nucleus; tRNA (m1A) methyltransferase complex.